Messenger RNA from Cololabis saira (Pacific saury), 8323 nucleotides. RefSeq names its product lysine-specific demethylase 6B-like. Gene Ontology annotation, cellular component: MLL3/4 complex. NCBI's taxonomy places the organism in Eukaryota, Metazoa, Chordata, Actinopteri, Beloniformes, Belonidae. The record is from RefSeq and is a predicted model, not a curated record. Gene Ontology annotation, biological process: heart development; regulation of gene expression. The transcript has 22 exons. Bases 336 to 5378 code for a protein of 1680 amino acids. Gene Ontology annotation, molecular function: RNA polymerase II cis-regulatory region sequence-specific DNA binding; histone H3K27me2/H3K27me3 demethylase activity; chromatin DNA binding.
UGAGAGAGUGGAGUGGAAACAGGAAGAGGAGGCGAGGGGAAGAAAGGAGACAGAGGAGAGAGGAUCGGGUGAGACAAGGUGGCGAGGAGUGAAAGGGAGGAAAAGGGGAGCAGGGGGGCUGUGCGGACCAAAGACAGGAGAAAAAAGAAAAAGAAAAAGAGUGAGCAGCUAUUUAAAGGGAUCUGAAACUGCACGGGUCUGCUGUCUACUGUUCCUGACGGGUAGCAUCAGAAAGUCUGCCCUCCCUCCUUCUCGCUCAGUAGCCAUCGCAAGGUCGCCUCCUGCUCUCAGGUGUGAAGUGGAGGGCCUCCCAAACAAAGACCAAGACUGGCUGCAUGUAUCACCCAGCAGAGCUCUACUCUGGCCGUGAUGCAUGGGACUCCCAUCCCGCUGGAGGACCUCACAGAGGACACUGGGCACCUGCGAAUGCUCGUCCCUGGAGCCACACACAAAGAUGCCAAGACGGACGCAAUCAGUUGCACCAUUCAGAAUCCAACCGUCUUUAUAACAGAGGGGACAGAACAGUAGACCAUGUCCACAACAAGAGCAUCUCCAAGGGGAACCGACCGCUGCUGCGAAUCUGGGGCAGCAAAGACCAGCAGUUCAAGGCUCAGAACUGGCAUCACAGCGCCCAGCGGCCCUUCCCCAACCAAGGCGGCGGCGGUGGCGGCGGCGGCGGUUACGUGACGGGACCAGGACAACGCUAUGCAGACUGGGACAGCAAUAUCGGGGGUCCACGUCUGAACCGCAACCACAGAGAUCCGCCGUCCCCGGCCGAGAGAUGGACCUCAGACUGUCGGAGGAGCUUUCCAGGCCGAAUGGUGAACAACAGGCCGGGGCCUUGGAAACGGCCUGCCCUCCACCAGCGGCGGGAGCAGCUGCAGCAACACAGCCCCCCCCCACCGCACCAUUUAUCUUCUCGGGACGGGUGUCCCGCGAAGAGGAGAAGGGACUCGGCUGAUCAACCAUCUCAUCCUGGAUCGAGGCAUGUCCCUCUGCUCGUCCACGCCCCAUCGCCACCACGCCACUACCGCCAUAACCAAGACGACUGGCAGGCCCGUAACGACCGGGCAGGUCCAUGCCACUACUCAGACCACAGGACCUCAGCAACACAGCAACAUGAAACCUCCAAAGUGCGAGCUGGAGGCCACGGCUUCGGUCACUCAGAACCUCUGAACCCGAGUUGUGGCGGCAGAUCAGUGCAUCACGGCGCCAGAGAGAAGGUGGAACGGAAGAUAUCGGCUACACCAGCAGACCACACCCGUGUGCCUUACAGCCAGCAAAACCACCAUUACCACCAUCAGCGGCACACAAGCCAUCCCAGAGCCCCACAGCACAGCGCCUUGCCACGCACCCUGGAGGACAAGGACGCAUGGAGCCAUCACCACAGACAAAGCACAGAAACGCAACGUUGUCAUCCAAGAGGAAAUUCUCGGGAACCGUCUCUCUGCAAGAAAUUCAGUGCCGAGUCUUCUCCCCGCCUGUCCCGACUCUGCAGUCCCGACGGUGGCGGUCUCCGAAGUCCCGGUCCCCCCUCUAGCCCGUCCUCGUACACCGCCACCAACGGCCCAACGUGCGCGUCAGACACUUCGCCGUGCAGCCCCGGCGACCGCCAGAGAGGACCAGCGAGCCCCGGCCUCGCCCCCAACCCCCCGCCCGGCCCGCCGCCCGAGUCUCACGCUGCUCCAAAGUUCAGGUGUCCAGAUCCCAAACACAGGAAGAGCUCGCUCUGCUCGCGGCAGUCGCCUCCCGCCAGGUCGGACAAGGACGAGCUCAAGAAACCGGAACACAAGCAGAAGGACAAACCGGUGAAACGGGAGAGGGAGAGGGAUGUCGACAAGGCUAAGGAGAGGAAAAGGAGGAAGAAAAAUGAGCAGAAAAGGCUGAGUGGGAAGAAGGAAAAAAGAGAUAAAAUGAAGAAGAAGGAAAGGAAAUUACGCGUCACAAAGAAGGAAAAGCUGUCCGCCAUCCACGACCCCCCCUGCCCGGGAGAGCCCCGGAUACGCAACACGGUAACCGUGUCUUUGUCCGUGGAAAGUCAAGGCCGGUCGCGUCCCAAACACGGACACGGGGAGAGGAGCGAACAUGCACUAAACAGGCCGUCCAAGAAAACCCCUCAUCCAUCAUCAGUCCUGCUGAAAACGACCAAAACACACGCCGGCCCCCCUAAACGUACGGCCCCCCUCCCCCGUAACAAGGUCGGCAGGCCCCCCCACGCAGGAGACGGACCCAAAACCAAGCCGGGCGGCAAGUUCCCGUCCCUGCUAAGCAAGGCCUUGCGUCCUCUCAGCAGGGCCUGCUCCGUUAGUUUGGAGAAGACCCUGCACGUUAAAGAAGCCGGGCGGGGCGGGGGUCUCAGCGCCCCCGAGCUCCACCCCGUUCCCGUGCUGGGAAAUCUGAUGGAGAUGGGGGACAACCUGUCCAACACACCCCCCGUGCUCAGCUGGCAGGGCUCCCCCGUGUCGGACCUGGAAGAAGACGAGGAGGAGCUGAAAAAGGGCGUGAUAUGUCGGCCGGUGCUGCAGCCCAGCCCCACGCAGUGCUUCUCCCCCCCGCCCCCGCCCGAGGACGGGGACAAGGAACAAGGGACACCGGGAGAUUAUUCCCAGAGCAGCACGUCGGAUCUCUGCGAUGCACCUCGCGCAAUCAAGACGUCGGCGGAGGAGGAGAGCGAGGAGAAGGUGGAGGACGGCGGGAAGACGCCCGGCCUGUUUCUCAGCGAUCUCCACCAACACAAAACGGGCUUGGAUGACGUCUUUAAGAGCCUCGCCACCUUCCUGGGGGGGCAGAGGGUCACGUGUCGGGGCGGGCCGUUCGGCGGGGCUACCACCAAGGGGGCCAAGUUCUCCUCUUCUCUGGCGGUGGCGCCGGAGAUCCAGGGAGACGGGGAUCAGGAUGACCCCGUGAAACCGCCGCCCGCCGCCUCCUCCAAGUCAGGCGACCAGUCGCCGCCUCACGCCGCCUCCGACUCGCUCCUGAAAGGCCUCGCUCGGCCGCACGUGGGCGAGCCCGCGGCCGGGGGGCAGGCGCCGCCGAGGCAGGACGAGGCCGACGGCGACGCGGCCGAGAAACACAAGGAGAGAGACGCGGAGAUCCUGCUGGAGGGGACGGACUCGUCUCUUCUGGAGGGCUCCCUGAGCGCCGAGCUGACGGUCACCACCACGCAUCCCGCCUCCUUCACCAGCGUCAUCACCGUCACCACCAAGGAAGAGAGGCGAAGCAGCAAGGAGGUGGACAACGCCACCGCAAACAGGAAAAGAAAACAAAAGGCUAAAAAUGUGGGAAGAAAGGAUGACGUGAAGAUUAAGAAGCGGACGAAGCAGGAGCAGGUCCGGAGUAAAACUAACGAAGUGAAGGAUCUGGAUACGUCCAGAAGCCCCCCCAGACCCCCCGCAGACAGCAUUAAGGGCCAGAUUCCCCAGAAAAAACUAACUCCACACGGCACAUCGGUGGGGAGUGAGAAUAAGGUGGAUAUCGGGGAGAAUACGGCAAACUCAGACACAAGCCCCUCAAUCACAGCCUCGGCUGCAACCAUCACUACAUCCACGGCCGGGGCCCCCCCGCCAGCGAGGAAAGCCCCCCCAGCGGCUCCGGUAGACCCCCUGAAACUGAAGGCCUUGUCCCUGGGCUUAUCCAAGCAGCUGAGGGUGAUCCUGGUUAAAAUGGAAAUCGGUGGGAGGCAAACGUUCAACAUCUCAGAGCUGGGGGAACAAAGAAUCCCGCUGGCCGAGCUCAGCAUUCAGCACACCGCCGCCGACGUGGUCAGAGCCUGCAAGGGGGCGACGGUGAGCGGGAAGUUUAAGGAGUCGUAUCUACUUCCGGCCUUUUCUGUUAAGCCCAACCUCGCCAUCCAGACCCCCAUCCCCCGGGAGAAGCUGAACCCUCCCACACCAAGCAUUUAUUUGGAGAGCAAGAGAGACGCCUUCUCGCCAGUGCUCCUCCAGUUCUGCACCGAUCCCAAAAACCCUGUGACGGUCAUCCGGGGCCUCGCUGGCUCCCUCCGCCUGAACCUCGGCCUGUUCUCCACCAAGUCUCUGGUGGAGGCCAACUCCGACCAGGCCGUGGAGGUGCGGACGCAGGUCCAGCAGCCGGCCGACGAGAACUGGAACCUCAGCGGCUCCACGCAGACGUGGCCCUGCGAGAGCAGCCGCUCGCACACCACCAUAUCCAAGUACGCCCAGUACCAGGCCUCCAGCUUCCAGGAGAGCCUGCAGGAGGAGAAGGAAAGUGAGAACGAGGAGGAAGAGGAGCAGAUGUCCGACCCGCCAGCCGCCACCAAGGCUCCUCUGAGAGUGUCUAACGGUAAAGCCAGUCCCACGUCCACGACCAAGAAAGCCAGCUCUCCUGCUGCCAUCAGCAAGGUGGAGCAGCCGCUCGCCCCCAGCACGGCCGGCUCCGAGCAGAAGUCAUUCAAGAAGAUCAUCAAAUUCGGGACCAACAUCGAUCUGUCCGACCCUAAAAGGUGGAAGCCGCAGCUGCAGGAGCUGCUGAAGCUGCCGGCCUUCAUGCGCGUGGAAUCCAGCAACAACAUGCUGAGUCUGGUGGGGCAGACCAUCCUGGGCAUGAACACGGUGCAGCUGUACAUGAAGGUGCCGGGCAGCCGCACGCCAGGCCACCAAGAGAAUAACAACUUCUGCUCCGUCAACAUCAACAUCGGCCCCGGCGACUGCGAGUGGUUCGCCGUCCAUGAGAACUACUGGGGAGCCAUCAACACAUUCUGCGAGAAGCACGGCGUGGACUACCUCACGGGGUCCUGGUGGCCCGUCCUGGAGGAUCUUUACAGCUCCGACAUCCCCGUGUACCGCUUCAUCCAGAGGCCCGGGGACCUGGUGUGGAUCAACGCGGGGACCGUGCACUGGGUCCAGGCGGUGGGCUGGUGCAACAACAUCGCCUGGAACGUGGGGCCGCUGAACUCCUACCAAUAUCAGCUCGCCCUGGAGCGCUUUGAGUGGAACCAGGUGAAGAAGGUGAAGUCCAUCGUUCCCAUGAUCCACGUCACGUGGAGCGUGGCCCGCACCCUCAAGAUCACGGACACGGACACCUUCAAGAUGAUCAAACAUUGCCUGAUGCAGUCCAUCAAGCACAUCCAGAUUCUGAGGGACCAGCUGGUGGCUGCGGGGAAGAAGAUCAGCUACCAGCGGCGCGUGAAGGACGAGCCCGCCUAUUACUGCAACGAGUGCGACGUGGAGGUGUUCGACCUGCUGUUCGUGACCACCGAGAGCAGCAGCAAGAAGACCUACGUGGUGCACUGUGAGGACUGCGCCCGGGCCAAGAGCUCUUUGCUGUCGGGGGUCGUGGUGCUAGAACAGUACCGGAUGGAGGAGCUGAUGAGAACCUACGACAACUUCGUCCUGACUCCAUCGCCUCCUUCCAAGUGAGGACUCGUGCACGUCGCACGUUUUUCAGCCAAAACCAAAACUCUAACGGCAGCACAAAGGUCGUCGUCGAGGUCGUCUGCUCCCGCAAACACUUUCUCAAUCAGCCAAUCACGUUUUAAUCAGCAUUGUUUACGUCACACGGAAAGGUAGAGAAACGCGGGCCGGUCCAACGAAAGCUCCCUGUCUUCCCCAUACCAGCUGCAGAUUGGACGCGUGUUUUGUAAUAGAAUGACUAGACUGGUUCUUCUCAUGAAAAGCAUUUCAUAUGAGUUAAAAAAAAAAGAAAAAAAAACAAAGAAAAAAAUCUGAGCACUGCUAUCACUGAAAAUCAGGUUUUCUAUGUUCAACGGACACUGCUGUGAGUCAGAAGCGUUAAGUAGCUGGUUCUUUGUAUUGAUUCAGGUACUUUUAUGCAAAUUCAGUCGAAACUUUUUUACACCAAUCUAGUUAUUCUAUAUGUCCAUGAAUUUGCUGUGAUUUUAUUGUACCAGCAGGGGAAUCUCUUCACGAAAGUACAUGAUUGUCACGUUUGGCAUCGUAUUGGUUCCUGUUUUUGUUUGGUAUUCAGGUAAACUCUGACAUUUGUAAUUCCUGUCUGUAAACUCUUUGAGGUGCUAUUCCAGUCUUAUUUAUUCUCAUUAAAUACAAAAGGAAAAAGAAAAAAAAAAGAAGUUUUACCAGCCUAAAAGUACACCACAUUGGCCUUGCAAACUGUAUUUGGAGGAUAUGUCAUUAGGUGGUUAAACACACAAAAUACGGAUUUAUGUUAGCAUUAGAAAAUGAAUCCAAAAAUUUUUAUCAGUUACUCUAAAAUACGGGUUACCUAGUGGACUCAUAUGGUUUCGUUCUCAGUUUGAAAUUAUUAUGUAAAGGGAAGACUUGACAUUUUUGUGUCCAGCAAGACGGUGGCUAAUGUACUUUGUAUGAUACACCAACAAAACAGACAUACAGAAGUGUCAUUUUUACUUUAUGAAUGGGGGGAAAAAACACCCAGUUUUAUACCUCUUUUGUUGCAGUGUUCUUGUUUGUAGAUGACAGAGAUAAUAAAUAUUUGUACAUUGUGAAUGAAUUUAUGGAAUACACAGUGGUGUGCAUAGACAUGGUGCAGAGAGGCGGGGGGGGAUGAGCGUUCAGCAUCAAUGUUACCAUCGGUGAACUAGCCCGUUAAGUAAUAUGUACAUAAAUAUACACAAUCAUAAUCGUUUACUGCAAAAUAGGACAAACCGGUGGGUUGAAGCAGUUGAGUGGACUGCUUCCCCAUCUCUGUUCUGCCCCAGACUUCCAUCCUGGUGGGCCUCAGCUUCACGCACUGCCGCAGGGUUUUCAGACUGAGAUGAGGAUGAUGACGAUGACGAGCACAUGAUAUCAAACUUAAGGCAGGCUCAGAUUUUUAGAAGUCCAUUACUUUAUUUUAUUUUUUUCAUGGCAAAUGUGUUAAUUACACACUAAUAAUGAUUUUCAGCAUUAGGUUGCAUUUUGAAAUUGUGCUUCUUGUUUUUUACGCAAAUGCAGUGCUGAAAAAAGUUGAGCAGAAAAACACGAUGCAAUUCUGAAUAAUAACGCUUUUUUUUGUAUGAAUCCAAAACAAGAGACAUUAAAGGCACGGUAAGCGAUUUCUGGAUCAUCUCACGUCUGUUGAUGUUUGAAAAAAAACAAAAGCGAAACCUGUUCGUCCGAUCCUCCCUGAGAAAAUGUAUCAGCAGGCAACAUUUUAAGAAAAGCAUUUUGCAGUCUAAACCUUUUCCUAUACUGCUCUCAAACUAUUUUAUUGUCUGUUUCUGAAUGACCCUAGAUGUUGCUCUGCUAUUUCUACAUCUUUUCUACGGACAGAAUAUCUUCAUUUCUCACUGGUCUGUAUCUAUGUAAGCCUAUUUUCAAGUUUGUUAGCUAUUAUCGGAGAGUUACAGUGAAUUCCCCUCAAAUGACACGUUUUGUAUCACUCCUCUGCCCUCAUUAGUCUCUGCACACCAUUUAAUGUACAUACUGUAUCCGUUUCAGGUUUACUAGAAGAUUUAUGUUAUUUUGUUCUCAGUCAAAAUUUAAGUUGUUGAUGUCAUUUGUUUCCUUUUUUGUUGAUGCUAUAUUCUAAGGUGCGCUGAAAAUACCCCGUUUCACUCUAGUUUAAAUAACUGCAAUGGGAAGAUUUUUCCACUUUUAUACCUCUUUAUGUUGUCAGUUACUGUUUUUUUCCUGUUAUUUUUCUUUUUUUUUAUAUAUAUAUAUUAUGGAGAAUAUGGAAAAUUGUAAAUGGUGACAUUAUUUAUACUGUAAAUGGUUGUUUUCUGAUAUAUUUAUUGCAUAUCAAAGGAUGCUUCAUUUGAUAAGGGGCUACAAGGUAUUUUAAAAAUGUAGUAUGGUCAUAGAGCGUGGAUAGGGGGAAGUGCAAUCAGGGGGGCAGUUUAAUGUUCAUGGUGCUAGGCCCUUCCUUGCCUCAACACCCCCUCAUUAAACAGCAUAUGAUUAUGUAUGAACGUAAGAUACGGCUCAAAUCAACCAUCUGGUGCUUAGAACCAUUUCAACACAGUUUACUGGUUACACAAAUGGGAUGAUGUCUUUGUACUGUAUCUAACAGAUAAAUACCUAAAGAUCUUUUCUUUUCUUUUUUACAUGCAUUGUAUGAAAUUCAUAAUCUCGUGUGGCAUUAGUCGUUUUAUGAUGAGCAUUAAAACUGUAGUCGUAAUUCUUGACACUUUUGCAGAGACUCUUAGGGAUGUGACUUUUAAUGGCGUCAAGGUUUCUCCUGUCUCGUCCUCAUCAGUUACAUUUGGAGGAUUUAAUAAUGUUGUUUUUUGCUCUUGACUUGUUUGAUUUUUGCUGCACUCAUUGCUUCCAAAAGAACUCACAUAGAAGAAAAAGACCUGAGCCAGACCUGUCUUAAAUCCCUCUGUGAUUUUUCUGUGACAUAUUGUAUCGUUGUUCGAAAAAUAAAAUGUUUUGAUAAAUUA